UGGCCAGCCACGCCGGUAAAAAGUAGCCGGGCCGCGUGACGCGUCCACAGCACUGUUGUAUGAGGGAAAAUGUAUCGUCUCGGCCAACAGUACUUCUCCAAGAUCGCUUUCAAUUCUUUUGUCUUCACGGUGCCGAGAGACUAUUUUCAUUUUGCGAGACAACACAAUAAAGGCUUGUCGUGUAUUGGCUGAUUUUGGCUGAAACUCGACGGUUGAUUUUUUUGGCGAAGAAACAAUGCCAAGAGCUAAGAAGAAGAGCGGCAGAGGGGGCCAGCAUGGAAACGUGCAGCCUUUCAGCGACGAGGACGCCUCUGUCGAGACCCUCAGUCAUUGCAGCAGCUUCAGUGACACCAGUGUAGCAGAUGAAGGUGCCGAGGCCAGCGAGGACACGGCCCAGGAGGAUUUCCAGUACAAGCUCAAGGGGUUCAUUGACAGCACAGUGGAUAAGAGCGCCAAGACCAGACAGGGGGCGAUGGACGGGCUCAAGACUGCAAUGGCCACGCGCAUCCUGUACGAGUUCAUCUCAGAAAGAAGGAUGACCAUCACCGAUAGCAUCGAACGCAGCCUGAAGAAAGGUAAAGGCGAGGAGCAGCGAGCAGCAGCGUCCUUGGCCUGCCUGCUCUGCAUCCAGCUGGGCUCCGACAUCGAGAGCGAGGAGGUCUUCAAGACCCUCAAACCCGUCUUCAAGAACAUCCUAGCGGACGGUUCGGCCAAUAUUCUGGGCAGGCAGGCGGUGGCGACGAGUUUGGGCCUGUGUACGUUAGUCACGGAGGACGACGUGUUGGACGUGCGGGCUACUAUGGAGUGCUUGGAGAACCUCUUCACGCGCUCGUACGCCCGGGGUGACGGUACGUGCCCCUCUGUCAGCGCCCCCACCAGUCAGCUCCACACCAACGCGCUCCUGUCCUGGGCCCUCCUGCUCACCAUCUGCACGGCCAGCCAGCUGAAAGACAUCUUGCACAAACAUCUGCCCAAACUGCCAAGAUUGCUGGAGAGCGACGACGUCAACAUGAGAAUCGCAGCAGGAGAGACCAUAGCGCUGCUUUUCGAGCUAGCGAGAGACAUGGACCCUGAGUUUGAGUUUGACAACUGGGACGAGUUGUGUGAGAAACUGAGCGCGCUGGCCACGGACUGCAACAAACAUCGGGCCAAGACGGACAAGAAGAAGCAGCGCUCCGUGUUCAGGGAUGUCCUCAAGGCCGUCGAGGAGGGCGACUUCCAGAGUGAGACCAUUCGCUUCGGCACAGAGCGCAUGUGCAUCGACAGCUGGCUGAGAAAAAGGACCUACGACGCCUUUCGGGAGUUUGUGGGCGCCGGGAUGAACUACCACUUGCAGGCUAAUGAAUUCAUCAGAGACGUGUUCCAGCUGGGACCUCCCAUACUGGUGGACUCCGCCACUAUAAAGGCCAUGAAGAUCUCCCGCUUUGAGAGGCAUCUUCACAACUCCGCCGCGUUCAAAGCUCGCACCAAAGCCAGGAGCAAGUUCAGGGACAAGAGAUCGGACGUGGGCGACUUCUAAAAAAAAAAAAAAAAAAAACAAA
This is a messenger RNA of Nerophis lumbriciformis (worm pipefish), 1541 nucleotides long. RefSeq names its product interferon-related developmental regulator 1 (gene ifrd1). Gene Ontology annotation, cellular component: nucleus. Lineage: Eukaryota; Metazoa; Chordata; Actinopteri; Syngnathiformes; Syngnathidae. The record is from RefSeq and is a predicted model, not a curated record.